Messenger RNA from Zingiber officinale, 1716 nucleotides. RefSeq lists its product as uncharacterized. Bases 77 to 1060 code for a protein of 327 amino acids. NCBI's taxonomy places the organism in Eukaryota, Viridiplantae, Streptophyta, Magnoliopsida, Zingiberales, Zingiberaceae. The record is from RefSeq and is a predicted model, not a curated record. The transcript is spliced from 2 exons.
CAAACCCGCUUUAUCAUCCCCAGUUUCAUUCUUGCGUGUCUGCCCUUUGUCGUGGACAGGGAAGGUGCUCGAUACGAUGGCGAUCUCAGCCACCAAAGGCAUCGCCGUUCCGGCUUCGCUCCUCCUCCUCCUCGGCGCCAUCGCCUUCUUCCUCUUCCUACUCCUCCCCUCCUUCUCCCCUUCCUCCUCCUCCUCGGUCUCCCUCUCUUGCCCUACCGGCACUGCCGCAGAGACCCCUAGACCUCCAGAUCCGAUCUCACCUACCCUCGCCGAUGUCGCCUGGCUCAAAUCGCAACUCGCCCUCAACUCCAUCCAAGAGCCUCCCACCUCUCCCGCCGCCUGGCACUCUCUCCGCAAGGGCAUCAACCCUCGGACCCGUGCCCAGCAACUCGAAGACCUGCGACGGUUCAAAGGCAUCUCUCACUACGAGGGCGACGACGCCGACAACCAUACCGCCCUACCCUGCCCUGGGGAGCUCCUGGUGGAGGAGCAUCACAGCAACUACGGCGAACCGUGGGCCGGAGGACGCGACGUCUUUGAAUUCCUUGCGACCGCCGCGGGGCUCGCGCCUUCCGACCAAGUGCUCGAGAUCGGCUGCGGCACGCUCCGGGUCGGCCUCCACUUCAUCCGAUACCUCGAAGCGGACAGAUUCCACUGCCUCGAGCGGGACGAGCUUUCCCUCAUGGCUGCUCUCCGCUACGAGCUCCCUUCCCAGGGCCUCCUCCACAAGCGGCCUCUCAUUCUCCGCGGAGAGGACAUGGAGUUUGACCGUUUCGGAACCAACAUUCUCUACGAUCUCAUCUACGCCAGUGCGGUAUUCCUCCACAUGCCCGACGAGCUGGUCUGGACUGGGGUGCAGAGAUUGUCAGAGCGGCUCAAGCCACAUAAAGGUCGGAUCUUUGUGUCGCACAACAUCAAGUUCUGUUCGCGAUUGGGGGGCGAAGAGUGCACCAAGAGACUAACGAGGUUAGGAUUGGAGUAUGUUGGAAAGCGCACACAUGAUAGCUUCUUGUUCAACCACUAUGAGAUCUGGUUUGAGUUCCGAAAGACCAAAGCUUGAUUGUUCAUGGUUACUGGAUUUGAUGGCAUUGGUUGUCAGGCAGACAGUAUAGUCAUUUGCUAUGAAUACAGAGGAAGGCAAAGGCGGCAAAGCAUGUAGGAGCCACAUGAACUGGCUUACAUCUUUCUUCUCUUUGCAACUACUGCAAAAUUCACCAGUUCAGUCUCUUAUUUUUGCCUUCUACUGGGAAUUCAAUGAUGUUGGACGUGCGCAACUGCGAGUUUACAUCUUUUAGAGUAGUUUUGGAGUCGAUAUAAGUAGAAUUGCUCUUUUGAGCGUCUCAUUAUCUCAUCAGCAUAUAGCUUUCUUUGUUAGAGUCGAAGUGAAUAUAACUUUAGUGGAACUACUCUUUGAGCUAAGAGAUGAAGCAUUGCCUGUGUUUUUCUCCCAUUUAACUUCAAGAGCCUGGGAGGAGUUUGGCACCCAGGUACAAUUACACUCCGUGCCUUGAUCCUAUUCAAUUUAUACAUUGCUUUCCAUUGUGGUACAUGAGCAAUAGUAUGCUUUUGCAUUAUUACUGAGUCUAGUUCUUGUUGAAAUAUGAGUUUUGGUAGAGUUAUUUAUGAAACAUUCCGUGGAAUAUGCAAAAGUUGUGGAUGCAUGUGCACAUUUACUAACAUUUGUUACAAUUUUUUAUCCCAAAAAAACAUUGACUA